Molecule: messenger RNA, 10630 nt
Organism: Entelurus aequoreus (snake pipefish)
Lineage: Eukaryota; Metazoa; Chordata; Actinopteri; Syngnathiformes; Syngnathidae
Gene: ghra
Product: growth hormone receptor a
Exons: 10
Coding region: 331-2121 (596 amino acids)
Cellular component (GO): membrane
Molecular function (GO): cytokine receptor activity; protein binding
Source: RefSeq, a predicted model, not a curated record
UUUUCGGGAGGAGGUUGUUGGCGGAUGAGGACGCUUCACCGCCAUGUGAGAGAGACUCGCCGUGCACGUACUGAGCGUGCGUGCGUGUGCGUGGACGUGGUCUCUCCCAGGACGAGGAACCCAAAUCCUCCCGCAAAGGAAACAAAAAAGUGGAAGUAAAGCAAGAAAUCCUCCUGGAUCCAAUAGGAACUUUCUCUCUCUCUCUGUGUGUGUGUGUGUGUGUGUGUAAGUGUGCGUGGAAGAGUGUGUGCAGAUGAUCAAGUUGUGUUGCCGUGAAAAAGUCCAUCUGUUUCCACGCAGGGUUCCAGCCUGACACGUCGUGCAAACGUCAUGGCGGUGUCCUCGCCCACCUCCAGCCUCCUGCUCUUCCUGCUCGCGUCCUGCCUGGCCUGGCUCUCCUCUCCUGGGUCGGCUUUUGUCAUGGACUGGGACCACAUGACUGCAUCAGCUCCUGUUGAACCUCACUUCACUGAGUGCAUAUCCCGGGACCAAAUGACAUUCCGCUGCUGGUGGAGUCCUGGCAGCUUUCACAACCUGUCGGCCCCCGGAGCGCUCAGAGUCUUCUACCUGAAGAGAGAUUCCCCCACCAAGAAAGAGUGGAAAGAGUGUCCACAGUAUCUCCACUCGAAAAGGGAGUGCUUCUUUGAUGGAAACCACACGUCCGUUUGGACCACCUACUGCUUGCAACUGCGUAGUCAAGACAACGUCACCUAUUUAAAUGAAAACGACUGCUUCAGUGUGGAAAACAUUGUACGCCCUGACCCCCCUGUGUCCCUCAACUGGACCCGCCUGAAUGUCAGCCCCUCUGGACUCAGCUACGACGUCAUGGUCACGUGGGAGUCGCCCCCCUCGGCAGACGUCACAGUGGGUUGGAUGCGCCUGGUCUACGAGGUCCAGUACAGGGAGAAGAACGGCACCAACUGGGAGGCACUGGAGGUGCAGCCUCACACCCAGCAGACAAUCUAUGGUCUCCAGAUCGAGAAAGAAUACGAGGUGCACAUCCGCUGCAGGAUGACAGCUUUCACUAAGUUUGGGGACUUCAGUGAGUCCAUCUUCAUCCAAGUGUCUCAGAUUCCCAACCAAGAUACAUUUUCUCUGUUUACAAUGGUCGUCGUUUUAGGGAUUGUGGGCACCAUCAUACUUGUCAUGUUGAUUGUUGUCUCACAACAACACAGAUUAUUAUUGAUUCUGUUGCCACCGGUUCCGGCGCCCAAAAUUAAAGGUGUCGAUCCAGAGCUUUUAAAGAAAGGGAAGCUGGAAGAGCUGAACUUCAUUCUGGGUGGUGGAGGUCUGGUUGGCGGUCCCAUGUAUUCAACGGAUUUCUACCAGGAUGAGCCUUGGGUGGAAUUCAUCGAGGUGGAUGUGAAGGACCCUGACACUGGAGAGAAGGAGGACAACCAGGCCUCGGACACCGAGAGGCUCCUGAGUUCCUCGCAGCCUGUCAGACACAGGGCUGGGUGCUCCAACGCCGUCAGCUUCCCUGAGGAUGAUGCCGACCGGGCGCGCAGCUCCAACCCGAACCGGCCCGAUGAAGACGCCGUCGUACUCUCGUCCACGCUGCUGCCGGGCCAACCCGACGACAGAGAAGCCUCCCUCGGCAUCGACCCGGCGAGAGGGGGCCGGUCGCCUGUCCCCUGUCAAAGUGGACCUCCUCCGACGUGGGUCAACACGGACUUCUAUGCCCAGGUCAGCAACGUCAUGCCCUUUGGGGGCGUGGUGCUGUCACCCGGCCAGCAGCUCCGCAUCCAGAAGGAGGAGGAGCCCAGCGAGACGAGGCGAAAGGAGCUUCAGUUUCAGCUGCUGGUGUUGGAUCCCGACACCCCAGGCGACACCCAGGCUUACUGCACCAUGCCCAACGAGGGCUACCAGUCCAACGAGCCUCCGCCCGCCGCAGAGGCGCCUUACGUCCCCCCGCCAUCCCCCCAGCUCUUUGCCCCGGUGGCGGCCUACACCGUGGUCCAAGAACUCGACAGUCAGCGCAGUCUUCUGCUCAACCCGCCCUCACGCUCCCCCUCCCCCGCACCGCCCACCGCCCCGUCAUGCCUGUCCCAGCGCCCUCUCAAAGACCUCGCAGCCGCAGAGUACGUCACCCCGGACAUGCUAGGGCUGCUCUCGCCCUGAGGAAUUUUUAGUUUUUCCAGGUGAUAGGAAACAAAACCACUCACAUCGAGCCAAGCGGACAUGAAGAUGCGGGUUUGACUUCAGGUAAAAAAGAAAAAAAGGGAGUCAAAUAAAUGUUCUUCAGUGUGAUUCUUCACAACCCCCGAACGUGUUGGUCCAGAGAGGGAGGAGCGUUUUAAAAAAAAGCAAUAAGCAUCAGUUUGAUGAUUCGCUGAAGUCUUAACCUCGCAGAGAAGCAUGUUGGGGUGUUUAUUUCCUGCUACAUCAUUCAGACAAGAAGUAUCCGCCAUUUUUGAUACCUCUUUUUAAUCAACGCAACUUUUUUUGGUUGUACUCGUAAUAUUCUGCUACCGGUGAUUUACAGUAUUUUUAUGAAAUGGUUGUUGUUUUUUUGCUUUCUUACAUACAGUAAAGCACAAAAUUAUUUUUUAUCCUCCUGAGAAUUUUCACUGGUUCUCAUGGGGGAUAUACUCCAGGCAAAAUUUUGAGUAGAAUAUAUUUGAAAACAAUAUUUUAAAUGAAUUUUAAAGUAUUAGAGGUUGCACACUAGUUUAUUGAAAGCCUUGAUGAUCGGUGCAUGUAUUGUUUAAUGCCAUAUUUCAUAUUUAAAAUUGUCUUUUCAUGAGUGGGAAUUGAAAAAAAACAAAACACCAAUUGGUUUAUUUGAACUGAAAUUUAAAAUAUUCAUACAUUUUCUAUACAGCUUAUUUUUAUUAGGGUCGCGGGUAAGAUGGAGCCUAUCGGUCCAUGUACCUUCCUUCAUUCUAUUUCCAAUUCCAAUACGCAAAUCAAAAAAUAAAACUAGGGCCGUUUUUAGAUUUUUAUUUUAUAUGGCAGAUUUUAAAACAGAAAAAAAUGGUUGAUUUUCAUUAAAAUAUUGCCAUUAAAUUGAAUUUUGGGCUGCUUUCCUUUUAUGGAUUUAAAUUUUUUCAGGUACCGUAUUUUUCGGAGUAUAAGUCGCUCCGGAGUAUAAGUCGCUCCGGAGUAUAAGUCGCACCGGCCGAAAAUGCAUAAUAAAGAAGGAAAAAAACAUAUAAGUCGCACUGGAGUAUAAGUCGCAUUUUUGGGGGAAAUUUACCAACACCAAGAAUAGACAUUUGAAAGGCAAUUUGAAAUAAAUAAGGAAUAGUGAACAACAGGCUGAAUACGUGUACGUUAUAUGACGCAAAAAUAACCAACUGAGAACAGGCCUGGUAUGUUAAAUGUUAAGAGUCAUUCAAAUAACUAUAACAUAUAGAACAUGCUAUACGUUUACCAAACAAUCUGUCAUUCCUAAUCGCUAAAUCCCAUGAAAUCUUAUAUGUCUAGUCUCUUACGUGAAUGAGCUAAAUAAUAUUAUUUGAUAUUUUACGGUAAUGUGUUAAUAAUUUCACACAUAAGUCGCUCCUGAGUAUAAGUCGCACCCCCGGCCAAACUAUGAAAAAAACUGCGACUUAUAGUCCGAAAAAUACUGUAACUGUAACAUCUUUGUUCAGCAGGAGCCCUAUAUAUAUAAAAAAGGGUCAUUAAAUAGUUGUCCAAGAUUUGUUUCAGAAAAAAAAAUAGAAAAAAUGGUCCGAAACUUUUUUUUAGGACUCCUGCUGAACAAAGAUGUUACAGUUAUGCUAAAAACAUGCUGAACGCAAAGGAAAGGCAAAAAUACUGCUUCCGGUUCAAUUUGUCAUCACACAGAUAACCAUGCUCGAAAAAACUGCAGCGAGUGAAAGUUAAAGUUAAAGUACCACUGAUAGUCACACACACACACACACACUAGGUGUGGUGAAAUUACUCUCUGCAUUCGACCCAUCCCCCUUGUUCACCCCUUGGGAGGUGAGGGGAGCAGUAAGCAGCAGCGGUGGCCGCGCUCGGGAAUGAUUUUGGUGAUUUAACCCCCAAUUCCAACCCUUGAUGCUGAGUGCCAAGCAGGGAGGUAAUGGGUCCCAUUUUUAUAGUCUUUGGUAUGACUCGGCCGGGGGUUUGAACUCACGGACCUACCAAUCUCAGGGCGGACACUCUAACCACAAGGCCACUACACCAGAAGUUUCUAUUUAAAGACAAGACAAGACAAGACCUAUAUUGAAACACAGUAUUUGACGUCACAUUCUGCAGACCGGUCUUGUUUUUAGCGACUUCCUAUUUUUGGUUCCUUUUUUUUAGUUUUAAUUUUUCCUAUAUAAACAAUACAAUGAAAAUUAAACAGUCUUUUCUACCUAGUUAAUGCUUUUCGAAACGAAAAAAUAAAACUUUCUAUUUUAAUUAAAUGUUUUGUUUUUCAAAAUAAAAUGUAUAUUUUAUUUUUAUUUUUUUCAAUUUCCACUGAUGACACUAAAAUGCGAUGACCAAAAGAUACACUUCCCUCCCGGGGACACGCCAUUUUGUAAGCUGUGUUUUUGUCCGAGGCUGUGGCUCCAAAAAGUGCUAUUACCGGUAUGUACUUUAUCCACUUUUUUACAUAUACACUGUAACUCUGCAUUAAUCCAACACAUUAGGUUCCAAAUAUCACAUACAACAAACUAACAUUGUGGGACAGGAGGACACAAAUGCUAGCAACACUAGCUUAGCUAUAUUAGCUCCAGUGCUAACAAUAACACUCACAUUCUUUAUUUUCAUAUGUAGCAAAAACCUGCUUUUUUAAAAAUAUGUAUUUAUUGUUUUACAAAGCUGUGGGCUCAUCUAACUAGAGGCGCGCAUCCAUGAGAGGGAAGUGUUUCCUUUUAAGAGGCAAAUUAACUCUCACUUUUACCUCCAAAUUUGGCCAAAUGAAUAAUUUUGUGCUAACUUGUUCAGUAUACCACAAAUACACGGAAUGUCUAAAUAUAAACUGUGACAAACUACACUAUAUUGCCAAAAGUAUUUGGCCACCCAUCCAAAUGAUGAGAAUCAGGUGUCCUAAUCACUUGGCCCGGCCACAGGUGUAUAAAAUCAAGCUCUUAGGCAUGGAGACUGUUUCUACAAACAUUUGUGAAAGAAUGGGCCGCUCUCAGUGAUUUCCAGCGUGGAACUGUCAUAGGAGGCCACCUGUGCAACAAAUCCAGUCGUGAAAUGUCCUCGCUCCUAAAUAUUCCAAAGUCAACUGUCGGCUUUAUUAUAAGAACAUUAAAUCGUUUGGGAACAACAGCAACUCAGCCACAAAGUGGUAGGCCACGUAAACUGACAGGAGGGGUCAGCAUAGUGCAAAGACUUUCUGCGCAGUCAGUUGCUACAGAGCUCCAAACUUCAUGUGACCUUCCAAUUAGCCCACGUACAGUACGCAGAGAGCUUCAUGGAAUGGGUUUCCAUGGCCGAGCAGCUGCAUCUAAGCCAUACAUCACCAAGUCCAAUGCAAAGCGUGGGAUGCAGUGGUGUGAAGCACGUCGCCACUGGACUCUAGAGCAGUGGAGACGCCUUCUCUGGAGUGAUGAAUCACGCUUUUCCAUCUGGCAAUCUAAAGGACGAGUCUGGGUUUGGAGGUUGCCAGGAGAACGGUACAUUUCGGACUGCGUUGUGCCGAGUGUGAAAUUUGGUGGAGGAGGAGGUAUGGUGUGGAGUUGUUUUUCAGGAGUUGUGCCUGGCCCCUUAGUUCCAGUGAAAGGAACUUUGAAUGCUCCAAGAUACUAAAACAUUUUGGACAAUUCCAUGCUCCCAACCUUGUGGGAACAGUUUGGAGCGGGGCCCCUUCCUCUUCCAACAUGACUGUGCACAAAGCAAGGUCCAUAAAGACGUGGAUGACAGAGUCUGGUGUGGAUGAACUUGACUGGCCUGCACAGAGUCCUGACCUGAACCCAAUAGAACACCUUUGGGAUGAAUUACAACGUAGACUUGAGAGCCAGACCAACAUCAGUGUGUGACCUCACCAAUUGCGCUUUUGGAAGAAUGGUGGAAAAUUCCUACAAACACACUCCGCAACCUUGUGGACAGCCUUCCCAGAAGAGUUGAAGCUGUAAUAGCUGCAAAAAAGUGGACCGACAUCAUAUUGAACCCUAUGGCUUAGGAAUGGGAUGGCACUUCAAGUUCAUAUGUGAGUCAAGGCAGGUGGCCAAAUACCUUUGGCAAUAUAGUGUAACUCCUACUUAUCAAGGUGGCAUGGCACCUUGCAGGAUGCUGCUGCGUGGCGUUCAAGGACAUUAAGGAAAAUGCCAGUUGAACCAUGCGAGGUUGACCAAAAGGAAAGCACAAUGCAGUUUAUGGACAGGAGUUCUUACUAGUCCUGCCUUUUUGUUUUCUUUCAUUGUACUUAGUAAAGGAUUUAUUUUUUAUCCCGUAAACGUGUAGCAACAGUAGUGCUGCUAAUGAACAGGCUGACGCUAAGCAUUGCUCGUAAACUACACACGCUUAUAUAACCAGAGUUUUAUUGUAAUUGUUUUGAUACACGGCAAAAUAAUUCAGGGAUGGCGACAGGAGGGAGUGGAAAGAAUGUGAAGGUUUGUAAUUAGCUCAUUAGCUUUAUUUUGUAAACUAAACACGGCGUUAGCAACCUGUUGCCAUGGUUGCAUCGCUAGCUUGUCACAUUUGUGUUGAUGUAUUUUUAGCUAAUUAUAGGCGUGUUGACACUAGAUGAACUAGCAAAUAUUUUCGUAUUCAUUGUGUUGCGGGGAACUGGCGUGCAUAUACGGCUAAAAAAAAACAUCAAGAAGCACAUAAACAUAAUUUUCACUUGGAUUUUGUUCUUCUACCCUUCAAUUUUUAUUUGGGUAGUAACCACUUGGUGUCAGGGCCAAACUGAAAAUAAAUACAUACAUAUACUGUAGUGAUAUUAUGAAUAAUACAAUCAAAAAGUUAAAAGAAUGAUAUAAGGGGGGGAAAAAGUAAUAUUCAGUUUAAAAAGUGGUCAUCAUACAAAAGUAGUCAAGUCAUCUUCAUUGAGAUAUUUGUCUCAUAAUUUUAAUUUUUGGAAAUGAUUACUUUUUUUUCCUGUAAUAGUAAGAUUUGACCCUGAUAUUUAAACUGCAUUCUUGUACAAUUAAUUUUUUUCUUUCUCUUAACCUCUAAAGGCUUAGUGGCCACAUGCGUGGACAGCACCUUUUUAGCUCUUUAUUUCCAAAAUUGUGUACACUACUGAAUUAGGGUCUUAUGCCCACUUAUGUGGACACUUAUACUGCCAUCUGGUGGUGUCAGAAGAGUAUAACAUACAAUGGAAUUUGAAAAAAAAAAGUAAAAAUAAGAAUUAGCAUGUCACUAAACAUAAAGUACACGUUUGUGUACUUAUGGACUAAGUACUAAGAUGAUUCUUAGUUUUUAUUCUAAUCAGGGUCCAAUAAGCCCAAAUAGCAAAGAGAAAUAAAAAAAAGCAUGUAAACAAACAGCUUGGGCCUUAAGAGGUUAAUGUUAUGACUCUAUUCAAGUACAAUUUAGACUUUUUCACUUGAACAUAACGCCCAUUUCUCGUAGUAUUAUGACGUUGUUUUUGUGCAAUUACUGACAUUUUUUUUCCUGUCAAAAUUAGCCAAAUAUCACAACUUUUUUCAUGUAAGAUGACUUGUUUUUUUCUCCUCGUAACUUUGGUACUUUGUCAUAACUUCAUGUGAAAUUAUUACUAUUUUCCUUGCAUUAUUACAAAUUGAUUCUCAUUAAAUUGCAUGGUUUUUCCUCAUAAUAACCCAACUUCAUUCUCGUAAAAUUUGGGGUACUAUGUAAAAUAUAUUUUUCAUUGUGAAAUUACUUAGCAUUAAAUUGUAGCCUUUUUUCAAGGGAAAUUGUUACACUUUCCUUCAAUAUUACGACUUGAUUCUUAUUUAAUUGCCUAGUUUUUUUCCGACUUGAUUUGAGUCAAAUUUGGAGUAUUUCGUAAAAUUGUCUUUCUCAUAGUAAAAUUACUAAAAAAAAUUUUUAAAAAAUACGUUUUUUUCAUAUAAAAUGUAUUCUCUUUCCUUGCAAUAUAAUGAUUAUUAGUAUAUUAAUAUUUAUAUUAAAUUUAUUUUAUAAUUAUUAAUAAUUAAUGCAAUUAAUUAUGUUAAUGCAAUUUAUUAUAAUAUGUGUGGUUUUCCUUGUAAUAAUAUGACUUGAAUCUAGUAAAAUUUUGUAGAAUUGUUUUUUUCUUUACUCUAAAUUAAAAUAUAGCUUUUUCCCCCCUUGUAAUUUUACAAUUGUAUGUUAUUAACAUAAUUAUGUUAUUUAAUUCUAGUAAUAUUUUUUUCAGUGUGGCCCUAAUACUCUCUUCCGAACAAAUCAAACUUUGAACAUUUGCUGCCUGGCUGGUUAUUAAAAAUAUUCAUAUUCGGCCCUAGUGUAUGACACACUAUUACAAUGUGAUGUAUUGCUCUAAGGCCUUUUUUUCCCCCACCGCUGGUGUUCUUGAAAAAUAUUGCAAUUUUUUUGUGUGUAUUAAUAGCAAGUAUAGGCUUAGAAGGGGGCAAAACAAUGGCAAUCCAUAAAGAGCUCUAAUAUGACUGUAUCCUGCUCAUUUGAAAAUGACACACACACACUUACGUAUGCCAUAUAAAAAUGUUACCUUGUUAUUACCAUGGCUGUUGCAGAAAUAUUGUGAUACACUGACUGGACACGUCAUUAGGUACACCUGCCAGAUACCCAAUACAAGAGCUGUACAAAAAUCUGCUUUUACAAACAUACUAUUUUCUGUAUGUAAUAAUGCAACAAUAUGUUUACUUUUGUGGUCAUGUUGGAUCUGUUUAGUGCAGGUUUAUCUACUAUAGGUGCAUAUACAAUAUUUACUUUUGUUGUCACUUACCCCAACAUAUUCCUGCUCAGUACUUCUUUCAUUUGCUAACCUAAUCAAGCUCCCUUAAAUGCUCUCACUGGGUAUUUAUUUACCUAAACUGUGUUCUUUGGAGAGAGGCAGUUGUUUAUUAAAACUCACUAAAAUUAACCUAAUUGUUUGAUACUGUUUUAGGUUGCAUAAGAUAAUAAUGAUAAUAGAUUUUAUUUGUAGAAGCACUUUACAUUGAACAAACAACCUCAAAGUGCUACAGUGCUUUUAAAAAAACAACGCUAUAACCACAAAUAGCUGCCCAACAAGUAAAACAAAUAGUCAAAUAAAAUAAAAACUAGAACAGCCUAAUAGCUAGAACUAGCACACAUAUUUCUAAAAAAAAACGUUUUUUUUAAAAGAAGGGUUUUUAAGCCUUUUUUAAAAGCAUUCACAGUCUGUGGUGUCCUCAGGUGGUCAGGGAGAGCGUUCCACAGACUGGGAGCAUAGUUCGGAGCUUUGUCCUCGGAGGUUGGAGGAGGUUAGCCUGUCCGGAGCGGGGGUGUCGUGUGAUCUCUUUGACCAUAUGGUGGUUUAUGAAUAACUAUAUUAAAACAUGAGCGACAGAACCAAUGUUGUAAUAGCGAUAAGGAGCCAACUCCCGAGCCAGCAUUAAUACUGCUAAUGGGUCGAUUCCAGCGUAACAGGAAUGAGUGUCACGCCAGAUGAGUAGCGCAUGCAGAGGUAAAGAAAUUGGAGUAUUGACAGGAACAUUUUGAUCCAAGUAAGGAGGAAUGUGCCGUAGAGCUCAGUUAUGAAUUAUGAAUAAACAGGGAUACAAGGACAUGUUUUCUUUAUGGAAAAGUCGAAUAUUUGCGCCGAGAUUUGCAAAUGAAAGAACAAGUUUAAAUGUUCUGCGCUUUUUCUUUUCCUCUUGGAGCUUUCCGUGCAGACAAAUGGGUCAUUUUUUUGUUUUGUUUUUCAUUGCCCGCCCCCAAUGGGUUUAUCAGGUUUAUUUCCGAAUGUUACAGACACUUUAGAAGAAGCACUUUGUAGGCACAGUGUGCUCCCAUGAGAAUUUACUGAGAUUACACAUGAAAUGUAACGGUAGAGUGCACUCAUUAUACGUUAUUGUCAUUUUAAAAUGUUCUUUCUUCUACCUUUUCUAGUUUACCCUCGUGUGAUAGACUUUAGGUAAUGGCCGACAUGCUACAAUUCUAAACAAAUCUAAAAGUUACAAGAAUAAAAUAAAUUAUGAGUUUAUCAUGACAUAAGACUCUUUUGAGUUUUUUCCCUACAAGAAAUGUUUGCAUACUAUUCUGACUUUAUUUUUAUAAAACACUUAGUUUUUUUUGGUGUAAGGUUAUGACUUGAUUCUCAUACAAUUAGUUUCUCGUAAUAGUCGAAUAAAUUACUUGUGUUUUUUUGUACCUUUUAUUAUGAGGACUUUAUUUUUACAUCAAUUUGCUUUUUUUCUUGUAAUAUAGAUGUAUACUAUAACUGUACUGUAUUCUCUCAUAGUCAUGAAAUCAUUAGUUUUUUGUGUAAUAGAAUGACUUUAUUCUCAUACUUUUCCCCUCCCCUAUGACGGGUUACUGUUUUUUCUGUGUGAUAUUAGCACUCCCCCCCUUUUUUGUCAUUAAACCAUGAUUCUUCAUUACUAAUUAGUUAUUUUUUUGUCAUUGCUUUUUUUUUUUUGCUAUUUUUUCUCAGAAUAUGAGAGGACUUUAUUUCCAUAAUCUUUAUUCCACGUAAUACUUUUAACUUGCUUUUUUCCCUUGUAACUUUAUGACUUAUUCUGAUUAAUUUACUUGGUUUUUUUUGUACUAUUUUUAAAAUUACUAGUUAGUUUGUAGCUACACAAAAAAAUGUAUGGCAAUACUAUGACUAUUCUACGGAGGGGAAACA